CAAUCUCCUCCCAACUUUCAAAACAAACCCAAUAUUAGUUCACCUCACUCCUUGUCCCAAUCCCCCUCUCACUGUUCAAACAAACGGGACCAGAGAGCUCUAGAGAGAACCAAAGAGCUCUCACGUUUUUGCCCAGAUCAAACCUCAACCUGCGAAGAUCCAAAGCCGAUCGGAGGCACCAUUAUCUCCGACGAAAUCUGGACGACUAAACUUCACCCCAUCUCCGAUGAACUGUAUCCUGAUGGUGCAAAAUUUCGGCGUGCCCCCUUGCAAUUUAUCGAAGACAUAGACAUAAUGUUUUCAGGUGCAGCUGCUACAGGGGAAUGGGUAUACACCCCUAGUUCAGGAGUUAUGCCUAGUGCUGGUGAUACUCAGGAGGAAUUUCAUACCCCAUUUGAGGGUGAGUUUGAUGAUUAUAAUGGUGCUGAUUUGGAGAUUCUUCGUCUUACUGAAUUAAACAGAAAGCGUCCAUCCAACGAGUGUUUAUCGAACAAGGGAAAGACAAAGAGGCUGUCUGGAGCCAAUCUACUUAACAAGACACUUGACCGUAUUGUGAAUGUGGUUGAGUCAUCUUCUAUACAGUCAACACAGAACUCCACAAAGUAUCCUUCAAUUGCAGAAUGUUUGGAGAAGUUAGAAAACAUACCUGGUGUGACCCCGGAAGAUGACAUAUACGUAUGGGCUGCCACAUUAUUCCUAAAAGACAAGCGUUGGUGAAGUGCGACUGAGGCUUCAUGAUACUUCCUAUUGAUGAAGUGUGACUGAGGUUUCUUAAGUUGGAGAUUGAUAUGGAAAAGUCCACCGUAUCUGGCUAUCAUGGAUAAACUGAUUAUUUUAGUAUUUGUGCAAGACUUCUUAAUGCAGACUUAUUAUUUGUAGUGAUGUAAGACUAAUUAAUACCUAAAAUAUUUGUAGUGAUGAUUCAAGUGUUUUUACUAUUUUGUUGUCAAUUUGCAAGCAGUGUGUUUAUUCCAAUGGAGAAGCUAAUUUAUUGCUUUUUU
Messenger RNA from Camellia sinensis, 1001 nucleotides. RefSeq lists its product as uncharacterized. The record is from RefSeq and is a predicted model, not a curated record. Lineage: Eukaryota; Viridiplantae; Streptophyta; Magnoliopsida; Ericales; Theaceae.